Molecule: messenger RNA, 432 nt
Organism: Peronospora matthiolae
Lineage: Eukaryota; Oomycota; Peronosporomycetes; Peronosporales; Peronosporaceae
Source: the annotation of a GenBank genome assembly
AUGCGAUGCGCGAGACAAGGCCGCCGAGAGCGCCCUGUAUCACCUGGUGAUGCAGGCGCUGGUCAUGAAGACACUCGUGUCUUCACAGAGUACGAGCUCGGUGUCUCGUACUCUCCUGAUACGGAUGACGGAUCCGUAUCGACGGCAAUUGAAUCCAAGCCGCCUGCCAAGCGUGGCAUGGACGAUGCUUUGCGUCGCAGCAUCUUUGGUUCAUCUGAUGAGUCAGAUGAACCAUCGCCGAAGCGAAGGCGCUCGAGGUCGCGAGACUCGGGCGCUAAUAGUGGUGUCGUUUCUCCAAUGGACACCACUUCACAGCGAGGUGCCAGUACUUCUGUCGGCACUUCGCAGGAAGAGCGGGACCGCAAUGUGUUGCGUCUCGCUCCAGAAAAGAAGGCAUGGAUGCCUCCUAAAUCUGUCAUGGAUCACUUGUAG